This is a messenger RNA of Hippocampus comes (tiger tail seahorse), 2424 nucleotides long. Its product is annotated as gastrula zinc finger protein XlCGF57.1-like. Gene Ontology annotation, molecular function: DNA-binding transcription activator activity, RNA polymerase II-specific; RNA polymerase II cis-regulatory region sequence-specific DNA binding. Gene Ontology annotation, cellular component: nucleus. The record is from RefSeq and is a predicted model, not a curated record. Lineage: Eukaryota; Metazoa; Chordata; Actinopteri; Syngnathiformes; Syngnathidae. The transcript has 3 exons. The coding region runs from base 349 to 2298 and encodes 649 amino acids. Gene Ontology annotation, biological process: regulation of transcription by RNA polymerase II.
UAGUUAGUCCAAGUGGAGUUUCCGUAGUUAAUCUCUGCAAGACGUCGCAUUCCCACGAGUAAAAUGUUGAGGCUGCCGGAUCAGUUUCAUAACCGCCUUACGGCGUCCUUUUCGCCAUUACUUUGUCUUCUUUACAUUGUCUUAUCAUCUGGCAUAAAAAAACAGUUUUAACAUCAUUCACUUUUCCCGUCAUCUCGGUGCGCUUGGAACUCCUCAAGCUAAUUUAGCUCGCUAGCUGCGAACAAAGACGCGUUUGUGAGCAGCGCAUGCUAGCAAGGCUAAACAUGUUGACAGUGGAAAGCUGAGCGCGUUUCACAAAAUUCUGACUGGUAAGGAAGUACGCGAAGAAUGAUAGCUGAUUACGAGGAGGAUUUUUUUACAGCCAAAAAGGAGGACGAACGGCAGCAUCGUUGCGCGUUCCAUACAGCAGAUGUCAGUGAAGAUGAGAUUUCUUCUGAAGGGCAGGAGCGGCGCUCCAAGUUGGAGCAGCAGGUGCCAGAUCCCCCUCGCAUUAAAGAGGAAGAGGAUGAACACAGCAUCAAUGAGGAGGGUGACCAGCUUGAGGGGCUGGACUUUCCGGUGAUUCGCGUCGUUGUGAAGAGCGAAGACGACGAAGACGAGCCUCACUCCUCACAGCUUCAUGUCGGUGAUAGCGAGAAGCGAUCCCAAGCAGAAAGCCUCUUAGUUCCACUCUCGGAGAGUGAAGACACAAACUCACACUCUCCCGACACUGAUGAUGACGAACGCUCGAAAGGUGACAGGACAUGUCGUAGUGACAACAAACACUUGACCUGUUCCGUUUGUGGGAGAAGCCUUUAUGACAAGAAAACAUUGAAAGUCCACAUGAGGACGCACACAGGAGAGAAACCUUUCAUCUGCUCGGUUUGCGGGAAAACAUUCGCUCAGAGGGGGAAUUUGAUCAAACACACGAGAACGCACACUGGAGAGAAACCCUUCACUUGUCCAUACUGCAGCACAAGUUUCAGUGACAGUUCGACGCUAGUGAAGCACAUGAGGAGACACACGGGUGAAAAACCCUUCAGCUGCUCGUUGUGUGGCGAAAGAUUCUCUCGGAAGUCCAAUUUGACGACACACACAAGAACGCACACCGGAGAGAAACCUUUUGCAUGCUCGGUGUGCAGUGCGAUGUUCAGUGACCGUUCAACGCUGAAUAAACACAUGAGAACGCAUACCGGAGAGAAACCUUUCAGCUGCUCAGUGUGCGGCCAGAGGUUCUCUCAGAAGGGACACAUGACGACGCACACGAGACGACAUACCGGAGAAAAACCUUUUGCAUGCUCAUGUGGGAAAAUUUUUUCUUCAAAGUCGGGUUUGAAAGAACAUGUGAGAAUACACACUGGGGAGAAACCUUUUGCCUGCUCAGUUUGUGGUAAAACAUUUACUCAGAAGGGUCAUUUGGUGACACAUGCUCGAACUCACACCGGGGAGAAACCUUUUGCCUGCUCAGUGUGCGGUGUGAUAUAUGCUCGAAAGAUUCUUUUGACAAAUCAUAUGAGAACACACACUGGAGAGAAACCUUUUGUCUGCUUAAUUUGUGGUAAAAGCUUCUCUGUGAAAGUCAGCUUAAUAAGGCACACAAGAACACACACUGGAGAAAAACCUUUUGUGUGCUCAGUUUGUGGGAAAAGCUUCUCUCUAAAAGCACAUUUAAGAACACACACAAGAACACACACUGGAGAAAAGCCUUUUGCCUGCUCUGACUGUGGUCAAACGUUUUCUGAAAAGGGAAACCUAAGAAGACACAGGCGAACUCACAUUGUCGGUAAACCUUUUGCCUGCUCAGUUUGUGGUAAAAGAUUCACUCAGAAGGUAUAUUUGGGAACCCACACAAGAAUCCACACUGGGGAGAAGCCAUUUGCCUGCUCAGUUUGUGAUAAAAGCUUCUCCAUCAGGAGAAGUUUAAUGAGGCACAUAAGAACACACACUGGAUUGAAACCUUUUGCCUGUUCAGUUUGUGACAAAAGUUUCUCUUUAAAAGCACAUCUAAGAACACACACAAGAACACACACAGGGGAAAAACCUUUUGCCUGUUCAGUUUGUGGUAAAAGUUUCACCCAGAAGGGAAAUUUAGAAGCUCACGCAAGAACGCACACCGGAGAGAAACCUUUUUCCUGUUCAGUCUGCAGCUUAGCUUUCAUCGAUAGCACAGGACUCGUUCAACACAUGAGAACACACACCGGUGAGAAACCUUUUGCCUGCUCAUUUUGUGGUAAAAGAUUCUCCCAAAGACGCACUUUGACAACACACACAAGAAUACACGAUGAUGAGAAACCAUGAUCCACAAGUGUGCUGGUGAGAAAACCGACAGUAAAGAAAGCUUGAAAUAAAUUGGAAACAUUUACACGGUGUGGUGAGAUGUAAAAAGUAUUUGUGAUCCUGAAUAAAAUGCAAGUCUCCAAACUG